Molecule: messenger RNA, 843 nt
Organism: Didymodactylos carnosus
Lineage: Eukaryota; Metazoa; Rotifera; Eurotatoria; Philodinida; Philodinidae
Source: the annotation of a GenBank genome assembly
AUGAAGUGCAUGCCAAAAGCAACGUUGUAUCUACUACAAAAUUUAUUUGAUUGUACACAUGAAGAACGUACUCGUUAUAAAAUUUGUAGAAUACAUGAAAUUAUCUUUUCAGCUGCCAAUGGUAAUUGUCUUAUGCCACUGAGUUUUUCCGAAGCAUUGAUGACAUAUUUAUGUACGGGUAGCGCCUUGGCUGUGAAAAUAUUAAAUGCAUCAGAUCCUAGUGGUAGCUAUGACAUAAUUCAUAGAUGGUAUAAUAAGCAAGAUAAAACAUCAUUAAUAGUACCCGAAGGUGACAUCAAAACAUGCUUUGAUAAUAAUCAGGUCAUUGGAAAAUCAUAUUCUAUUUGCAAUAUUGACAACCUAUCUAGUGUUUCUAGCACUAUUGUGCAUGCAGUGGUGUAUUCCACAUUAGACAUCCAAAAACAACAGUUAGGAUUAGGCAAAUGGUGUACAGAAAAAGCAUUACAAAGUGCUUGUGAAGAUAAAAUUGAUGAGCUAAAGGGAUUAAAUAAAAGCGAAGAUAUUAUGAUAAAUAUGUUUAACCAACGAUCAAUAGUACAGUCAAGUUUCGAAUUAUUUAUUAACGAAUUAAUAGUAAUCGAAAUGAAAAGUACCAUUGAUGGUAGUGAUUUUAUUGACAAGGCUAUUGAAAUAGAGAACGUCUCUUCGAAAAUUCUAGAAUGUGCAAGAUGCAGCAGGGUAUAUGGAAAUGCUAGACAAAAGUGUGAUAAAUGUGAAGUCAAACUUGUCAAAGUCGCACCACCUAUCAACUCUUUAUCAGCUCAGCUCAAUAUUAAUGUUAAUAAAACUCUAUCGAAAGCAUUUUUCAAUAUACCAUCGUGA